This is a messenger RNA of Penicillium canescens, 1110 nucleotides long. Its product is annotated as isopenicillin N synthase family dioxygenase. The transcript has 4 exons. The record is from RefSeq and is a predicted model, not a curated record. Bases 1 to 1110 code for a protein of 369 amino acids. Lineage: Eukaryota; Fungi; Ascomycota; Eurotiomycetes; Eurotiales; Aspergillaceae.
AUGUCUGGCACAUCUUUCACUUCCAUUCCUAUUCUGGAUUUCGCGCAAACAUUGUCCCCGUCCACCAAGCCUGCCUUUUUGGGAAGCCUUCGUGAGGCUCUGGUAAAUGUCGGCUUCUUCUAUCUUCGAAAUGCACCCGUGCCAGCUCAAAUGCAAGAAGAUUUUACUAAGAUAGCCCUUGAUCUUUUUGAUUUGCCGCUCGAGAAAAAGCUGGAGAUUGAAAUGGUAAACAGUCCACACUUCUUGGGCUACUCUAGGCUUGGAGCAGAAAUCACGGCGUUAAAGCCUGACUAUCGCGAACAAUUUGAUUUCGCAACCGAACUCCCCGCGCCUGGUCCAAGUGAGCCAUUAUAUAAAAGCAUUGUUGGACCAAACCAGUGGCCCGAUGAGACUGCGAUCCCUGGAUUUCGACAAGCACUCGAGACCUACUUGUCUGAAGUGAGCAGACUGGCAGAGUUAUUUCCGACGCUCAUUGCCGAAGCACUGGACCUCCCGCCAACUGCAUUGAACCAAGUUUUUGACAAUCCGCAGCAACAUAAGCUAAAAUUGAUCAAAUAUCCUCCGCCACCUGCGUCCAGUCCUGAGGAAUCUAGCUUUCAAGGAGUUGGCCCCCAUAAAGAUUCGGGAUUUCUCACUUUCCUGUUACAGGGAACAGCUCAUCACGGCCUCGAAGUACAAAACAAGACUGGAACAUGGAUUCCUGCUCCCCCAGUGCCAGGAACAUUGGUGAUCAAUAUUGGACGCUCCCUGGAGGCAUUAACCGGAGGGAUCUGCACGGCUACUACUCACCGCGUCAGUUUACGGCGGGAGAAUUUUCAAGAUAGUGAAGGUGGCUCUUUAGGGCCGAGGUUCUCCUUUCCGGUCUUCCAGGGUGUGAGUCUUGAUCUUUCCGACAAGGUUUCCCUGGAAAUCCCAGAGCAUAUUCGCGCGCUUGUCAAGGAUGACAAGGUCAAGUCAGAUGCAGAGGCAACAUUCAACGAGAUGUUCCGUGGGAGCAUUGGUGAGGGCACACUCAUAGCGCGAGUCACUAGUCAUCAAGAUGUUGGGCAGCGAUGGUAUCCAGAGGUAUUAGCCAAAGCAUUGAAGGGGCAGAAAGAAUUUCGAGAAUAG